Molecule: messenger RNA, 1639 nt
Organism: Stomoxys calcitrans (stable fly)
Lineage: Eukaryota; Metazoa; Arthropoda; Insecta; Diptera; Muscidae
Gene: Gdap1
Product: ganglioside-induced differentiation-associated protein 1
Exons: 4
Coding region: 489-1493 (334 amino acids)
Biological process (GO): mitochondrial fission; mitochondrial fusion
Cellular component (GO): mitochondrial outer membrane
Source: RefSeq, a predicted model, not a curated record
AAUUCUCAAUGGCUAAUGUUCAUUGUACAAAGCAAGUCAGCUGCAGUCCAUUUUAAAAGUAUACGGUAGCUCACAAUUCGAACGUUCAACAGUCGGCAUUUCUUAACAGCAGCCAUAACUUCCCACUAUUGGGUCUGCUGUGCUGACACUGCCCUUCUUCUGGCAUUCAUUUAGACGAUAGUUAAUAACAUUUGCCGUGAUUGUCAGCAGCAGCAGCAGUAGUAGUUAGCAGGGCUUAAUUAAUAUCUACGCAUAGCAUGUGAUGAGCACUUUUUAUUUUUUUUUUAAUAAACUUGCACACGCUUGUAUAGAAAUAAUAACUAAAUAAGUUAAUACCUUUAUCGCGGACGGGCAAACAUACCAUUGGAGAAAAUAUAUAUGUAUGCAUAAGUGAUAUUCAAAAUUUUGAUUUAGUUAAAAAUAGUGUAAAGUGUGAGAACGAAAUCUUAAAAAUAACUAAGAUAUAUUUUAAACUAACUACCAUUUGAAUGACCGAUAAGUGUGUGCCAAAAAUGAGUGGAUCGAAUGACAUCAAAGUCAAAUCGUUAAGGGAUUUUAAGGCUCCCGCAUUCAGAGAUGAUGAACUAGUCCUAUACGUUCACCCCUACAACUUUCAUUCGCAAAAAAUACUUCUUCUCUUGUAUGAGAAAAACAUUGAGUUUACUCCUUACGUGGUGGACCUUUUAAAUGGUGAACAAUAUUCCCAAUGGUUUUUAAAUCUGAAUCCCAAGGCUGAUGUACCUGUUCUUCAGGAUGGAUCAUUUGUUGUGCCUGACUCUGGUCACAUUGUUAAUUAUGUGGAAAAUAAAUUUCGUGGAGGUGAUUACAAAUCAUUAAAACCCAAAGCAGGUAAUAAAAUGGAAGACGAAAAAAUUUUGCUCUUUGACCAGAUAUUCAGUAGUUUGCCGGUAGGAGCACUAAGUUUAGGAUCAUUUAUACAUGAUGAUUUAAAAUUGGUUCCAAAACCCCCUUUCAUUGGACCCAUUCGCAAGACUUGCUUAAAAAAUAAUGAAAAAGUCCAUGCCCUCUUGAAAGAAUCCAUUGACAAAGCGGAUGAUCAUAAGGCAGCCCUAUUGCGCAAAUUGGAUUUGCAAGAGCGAAGAAAACGUCUAGUCUAUUCACGUUUGGAGUACCAAAAAAUUUUAGAUGCCGUACAGAAUGUAUUGCAAUUCAUCGAAGAUGACAUGAACGCAAACUCACAUCGCGAAUGGUUAAUUUCCAAUGAUUUUUGCAUGGCCGAUGUAUGUUUUGGUUUGCUCUUAUUACGCCUGUAUCAGUUGGGUUUCGAGAACUACUAUUGGUCCUAUGGCAAAAUGGCUCGAAUUGAGAGUUAUUUUCUGCGUUUUAAAAAGCGGUCAUCAUAUGAUAAGCUUAUGCCUAGCAAUUUCGAAAUACUGAAGGAUAUUUGGCAAAUGACGCCAUCGAACUAUAUCAUUGGUGCGGGUGCUGGGGUUUUGGGUAUGGCCGUAUUUGCAGCAUUUGCCCACAAAUAGUGUAAAGCAAAAAUCCAAUAAGUGGUUGUAAAGAGCCAAUGUAAUUUCAAGUGAGGUAUGGCACAUAACGUUUGUGUAUUCGAAACAUUUAAUAAUUCACACAACCACACACACACACACAGAACUAAUACGGUCACGUUUCUUAU